Messenger RNA from Emiliania huxleyi CCMP1516, 795 nucleotides. RefSeq lists its product as hypothetical. NCBI's taxonomy places the organism in Eukaryota, Haptophyta, Isochrysidales, Noelaerhabdaceae. The coding region runs from base 1 to 795 and encodes 264 amino acids. The record is from RefSeq and is a predicted model, not a curated record. The transcript is spliced from 2 exons.
AUGGCAGGCGAGGGCGUCACGGCCAUGAUCGUGGCUGCCGACGACGGCGAAGGCAUGUCACCAGGUACCACAAACGUGUCGCCCAGCGUGUCUCAGCCAGAGGCGCCGCACGCGGAGGCGGCAGAGAAGGCGGCGGAGAAGGCGCUCGAGGCCAAGAGGCGGCGCGAGCAGCGCGAGCGGGAGGAGGAGGCGGCGGCGCGAGAGCGCGAGCAUACGGCACGACAGCGCGAAGCAGAGCGAGCGGCGGACGAGGCGCGGCGAGCGGCGGACGCUGCGGCACUGGAGGAGCAGAAGCGAGCGAUUGCGGCGGAGACGGAGGCGAAGCUGGCCGCUGAGCGCGCGGCGGCAGAGGAGACGCUGCGGGCGAGGAAGGCAGCGAGGCAAGCAGUAGAGGAGGCGCAGCUUGCGGAGCAGCGGGCGGCGGCGGCUGCACGCAACGCGGCUAAAGCAGAGGCGGAGCGGCGCGAGAAGGAGGCUGCGGACAGGAGGGCGGAGGAGGAGAAGGCAAAGCGGCUGGCGAAGGCGGCCGAGAAGAAAGCGACUAGGAAGGAGGGCAAGGCGAAGAACAAGGAGGCCAAGAAGGCGCCGCCUGCCUUCAAGCUCGAGGAGGAGCGGAGGGCGAAGGCUGCGGCCGAUGUCCGCGAGCAGGAGGAAAAGGCGGCGCGGUUGGCUGCUGAGCAGGAGGCGGCGAGGCGAUCGGAGCGCGUGGCUGCCGAGCUAGCGGGAGCGGCGGAGCAGGCGGCGCUGCGAGAGGAUGCGGAGCUGGCAGAGGCGCUACGCCGCGGUUGUGGCUAG